Rangifer tarandus platyrhynchus (Svalbard reindeer) is the source of this 6852-nucleotide messenger RNA. NCBI's taxonomy places the organism in Eukaryota, Metazoa, Chordata, Mammalia, Artiodactyla, Cervidae. The record is from the annotation of a GenBank genome assembly.
AUGGCCGCGCAGGUCGCCCCCGCCGCCGCCAGCAGCCUGGGCAACCCGCCGCCGCCGCCCUCGGAGCUGAAGAAAGCGGAGCAGCAGCAGCAGCAGCAGCGGGAGGAGGCGGGGGGCGAGGCGGCGGCGGCGGAGCGCGGGGAAAUGAAGGCAGCCGCCGGGCAGGAAAGCGAGGGCCCCGCCGUGGGGCCGCCGCAGCCACUGGGAAAGGAGCUGCAGGACGGGGCCGAGAGCAAUGGGGGUGGCGGCGGCGGCGGAGCCGGCGGGCCCGGCGCGGAGCCGGACCUGAAGAACUCGAACGGGAACGCGGGCCCUAGGCCCGCCCUGAACAAUAACCUCACGGAGCCGCCCGGCGGCGGUGGCGGCGGCAGCAGCGACGGGGUGGGGGCGCCUCCUCACUCAGCCGCGGCCGCCUUGCCGCCCCCAGCCUACGGCUUCGGGCAACCCUACGGCCGGAGCCCGUCUGCCGUCGCCGCCGCCGCGGCCGCCGUCUUCCACCAACAACAUGGCGGACAACAAAGCCCUGGCCUGGCAGCGCUGCAGAGCGGCGGCGGCGGCGGGGGCCUGGAGCCCUACGCGGGGCCCCAGCAGAACUCGCACGACCACGGCUUCCCCAACCACCAGUACAACUCCUACUACCCCAACCGCAGCGCCUACCCCCCGCCCCCCCAGGCCUACGCGCUGAGCUCCCCGAGAGGUGGCACUCCGGGCUCCGGCGCGGCGGCGGCGGCGGCGGCCGCCGGCUCCAAGCCGCCUCCCUCCUCCAGCGCCUCCGCCUCCUCGUCGUCUUCGUCCUUCGCUCAGCAGCGCUUCGGGGCCAUGGGGGGAGGCGGCCCCUCAGCGGCCGCAGGGGGAACCCCCCAGCCCACCGCCACCCCCACCCUCAACCAACUGCUCACGUCGCCCAGCUCGGCCCGGGGCUACCAGGGCUACCCCGGGGGCGACUACGGCGGCGGGCCCCAGGACGGGGGCGCCGGCAAGGGCCCGGCGGACAUGGCCUCGCAGUGCUGGGGGGCUGCUGCUGCUGCGGCGGCGGCGGCCGCGGCCGCCUCGGGAGGGGCCCAACAAAGGAGCCACCACGCGCCCAUGAGCCCUGGGAGCAGCGGCGGCGGGGGGCAGCCGCUCGCCCGGACCCCGCAGCCAUCCAGUCCAAUGGAUCAGAUGGGCAAGAUGAGACCUCAGCCAUAUGGCGGGACUAACCCAUACUCGCAACAACAGGGACCUCCAUCAGGACCGCAGCAAGGACAUGGGUACCCAGGGCAGCCAUAUGGGUCCCAGACCCCACAGCGGUACCCGAUGACCAUGCAGGGCCGAGCGCAGAGUACCAUGGGCGGCCUCUCUUAUGCACAGCAGAUUCCUCCUUAUGGACAGCAAGGCCCCAGCGGGUAUGGUCAGCAGGGCCAGACUCCGUAUUACAACCAGCAAAGUCCUCACCCCCAGCAACAGCAGCCGCCCUAUUCCCAGCAGCCACCGUCCCAGACCCCCCAUGCCCAGCCUUCGUAUCAGCAGCAGCCUCAGUCUCAGCCACCGCAGCUCCAGUCCUCUCAGCCUCCGUACUCCCAGCAGCCAUCCCAGCCUCCCCAUCAGCCGUCCCCGACUCCAUACCCCUCCCAGCAGUCCAGCACCCAGCAGCACCCCCAGAGCCAGCCCCCCUACUCACAGCCGCAGGCACAGUCUCCUUACCAGCAGCAGCAACCUCAGCAGCCAGCAUCCUCGACGCUUUCCCAGCAGGCUGCGUACCCUCAGCCCCAGUCUCAGCAGUCACAGCAAACUGCCUACUCCCAGCAGCGCUUCCCUCCACCGCAGGAGUUAUCUCAAGAUUCAUUUGGGUCUCAGGCAUCCUCAGCCCCCUCAAUGACCUCCAGUAAGGGAGGGCAAGAAGAUAUGAACCUGAGUCUUCAGUCAAGACCUUCAAGCUUGCCUGAUCUGUCUGGUUCAAUAGAUGAUCUCCCCAUGGGGACAGAAGGAGCUCUGAGCCCUGGAGUGAGCACGUCAGGGAUUUCCAGCAGCCAAGGGGAGCAGAGUAAUCCAGCUCAGUCUCCUUUCUCUCCCCACACCUCCCCUCACCUGCCUGGUAUCCGAGGCCCCUCCCCGUCCCCAGUGGGCUCUCCUGCCAGUGUUGCUCAGUCUCGCUCAGGACCACUCUCGCCUGCUGCAGUGCCAGGCAACCAGAUGCCACCUCGGCCACCCAGUGGCCAGUCGGACAGCAUCAUGCAUCCUUCUAUGAACCAAUCAAGCAUUGCCCAAGAUCGAGGUUACAUGCAGAGGAACCCCCAGAUGCCCCAGUACAGUUCCCCCCAGCCCGGGUCAGCCUUAUCUCCACGUCAGCCUUCCGGAGGACAGAUGCACACAGGCAUGGGCUCCUACCAGCAGAACUCCAUGGGGAGCUAUGGUCCCCAGGGGAGUCAGUACGGCCCACAGGGAGGCUACCCCAGGCAGCCAAACUAUAAUGCCUUGCCCAAUGCUAACUACCCCAGUGCAGGCAUGGCUGGAAGCAUGAACCCUAUGGGUGCUGGAGGUCAGAUGCAUGGGCAGCCUGGCAUCCCACCUUAUGGCACACUCCCUCCCGGGAGGAUGAGUCACGCCUCCAUGGGCAACCGGCCUUAUGGCCCUAACAUGGCCAAUAUGCCACCUCAGGUUGGGUCAGGGAUGUGUCCCCCUCCCGGGGGCAUGAACCGGAAAACUCAAGAAACUGCUGUCGCCAUGCAUGUUGCUGCCAACUCUAUCCAAAACAGGCCACCGGGCUACCCCAAUAUGAAUCAAGGGGGCAUAAUGGGAACUGGACCUCCCUAUGGACAGGGGAUUAAUAGUAUGGCUGGCAUGAUCAACCCUCAGGGACCCCCAUAUCCCAUGGGUGGAACCAUGGCCAACAAUUCAGCAGGGAUGGCAGCCAGCCCAGAGAUGAUGGGUCUUGGGGAUGUCAAGUUAACUCCAGCCUCCAAAAUGAACAACAAGGCAGAUGGGACACCCAAGACAGAAUCGAAAUCCAAGAAAUCCAGUUCUUCUACUACAACCAAUGAGAAGAUCACCAAGUUGUAUGAGCUGGGUGGUGAGCCUGAGAGGAAGAUGUGGGUGGACCGUUAUCUGGCCUUCACGGAGGAGAAGGCCAUGGGCAUGACAAAUCUGCCUGCUGUGGGUAGGAAGCCUCUGGACCUGUACCGCCUCUAUGUGUCUGUGAAGGAAAUUGGUGGAUUGACUCAGGUCAACAAGAACAAGAAGUGGCGGGAACUUGCGACCAACCUCAAUGUCGGCACCUCAAGCAGUGCUGCCAGCUCCUUGAAAAAGCAGUACAUCCAGUGUCUCUAUGCCUUUGAGUGCAAGAUCGAACGGGGAGAAGACCCUCCCCCAGACAUCUUUGCAGCUGCUGAUUCCAAGAAGUCCCAGCCCAAGAUCCAGCCUCCCUCGCCUGCAGGAUCAGGGUCGAUGCAGGGGCCACAGACACCUCAGUCAACCAGCAGCUCCAUGGCAGAAGGAGGAGACCUGAAGCCACCAACUCCAGCAUCCACACCACACAGCCAGAUCCCCCCCUUGCCAGGCAUGAGGAGCAAUUCGGUCGGGAUCCAGGAUGCCUUUCCUGAUGGAAGUGACCCCACAUUCCAGAAGCGGAAUUCCAUGACUCCAAACCCUGGGUACCAGCCCAGUAUGAAUACCUCCGACAUGAUGGGGCGCAUGUCCUACGAGCCAAAUAAGGAUCCUUACGGCAGCAUGAGGAAAGCUCCGGGGAGCGAUCCCUUCAUGUCCUCAGGUCAGGGCCCCAACGGCGGGAUGGGGGACCCCUACAGUCGAGCUGCCGGCCCUGGGCUGGGAAAUGUGGCAAUGGGACCGCGACAGCACUAUCCCUAUGGAGGUCCUUAUGACAGAGUGAGGACGGAGCCUGGCUUAGGACCCGAGGGAAACAUGGGCACUGGGGCCCCACAGCCGAAUCUCAUGCCUUCCAACCCAGACUCGGGGAUGUAUUCUCCCAGCCGUUACCCGCCGCAGCAGCAGCAGCAGCAGCAACGACAUGAUUCCUAUGGCAAUCAGUUCUCCGCUCAAGGCACCCCUUCCGGCAGCCCCUUCCCCAGCCAGCAGACCACAAUGUAUCAGCAGCAGCAGCAGAAUUACAAGCGGCCGAUGGAUGGCACCUAUGGCCCUCCUGCCAAGCGGCACGAAGGGGAGAUGUACAGCGUGCCGUACAGCGCGGGGCAGGGGCAGCCCCAGCAGCAGCAGCUGCCCCCCGCCCAGCCCCCGCCUGCCAACCAGCAGCAAGCUGCUCAGCCUCCCCCUCAGCAGGACGUGUACAACCAGUACGGCAACGCCUAUCCUGCCACUGCCGCCGCUGCUACUGAGCGACGACCAGCAGGCGGCCCCCAGAACCAGUUUCCAUUCCAGUUUGGCCGGGACCGUGUCUCAGCACCCCCUGGCUCCAAUACCCAGCAGAACAUGCCACCACAGAUGAUGGGCGGCCCCAUACAGGCAUCGGCUGAGGUUGCCCAGCAAGGCACCAUGUGGCAGGGGCGCAAUGACAUGACCUACAACUACGCCAACAGGCAGAGUACGGGCUCGGCCCCGCAAGGCCCCGCCUAUCAUGGUGUGAACCGAACAGAUGAAAUGCUGCACACGGAUCAGAGGGCCAACCAUGAAGGCCCGUGGCCUUCCCAUGGCACACGCCAGCCCCCCUACGGUCCUUCUGCCCCCGUGCCCCCUAUGACAAGGCCCCCUCCAGCCAACUACCAGCCCCCACCAAGCAUGCAGAAUCACAUUCCUCAGGUAUCCAGCCCCGCUCCCCUGCCCCGGCCAAUGGAGAACCGCACCUCUCCGAGCAAGUCUCCGUUCCUGCACUCUGGGAUGAAGAUGCAGAAGGCAGGGCCCCCAGUACCCGCCUCGCACAUAGCACCUGCUCCCGUGCAGCCCCCUAUGAUUCGGCGGGACAUCACCUUCCCACCUGGCUCUGUUGAAGCCACGCAGCCUGUGUUGAAGCAGAGGCGGCGGCUCACAAUGAAAGACAUUGGAACCCCGGAGGCAUGGCGGGUAAUGAUGUCCCUCAAGUCUGGGCUGCUGGCAGAGAGCACGUGGGCAUUAGACACCAUUAACAUCCUGCUGUACGAUGACAACAGCAUCAUGACUUUCAACCUCAGUCAGCUCCCAGGGCUGCUCGAACUCCUUGUGGAAUAUUUCCGACGUUGCCUGAUAGAGAUUUUUGGCAUUUUAAAGGAGUAUGAGGUGGGUGACCCAGGACAGAGAACGCUAUUGGACCCUGGGAGAUUCAGCAAAGCGUCUAGUCCAGCCCCUGUGGAGGGGGAGGAGGAGGAAGACCUUCUAGAUCCCAAACUAGAGGAGGAAGAAGAGGAGGAAGUAAUUGAAAAUGAUGAGGAGAUGGCCUUUUCGGGCAAGGACAAAGCAGCCUCAGAGAAUAGUGAGGAGAAACUGAUUAGUAAGUUUGACAAGCUUCCAGUAAAGAUCGUGCAGAAGAAUGACCCGUUUGUGGUGGACUGCUCAGAUAAGCUUGGGCGCGUGCAGGAGUUUGACAGUGGCCUGCUGCACUGGCGGAUUGGUGGGGGCGACACCACUGAGCAUAUCCAGACCCACUUUGAGAGCAAGACAGAGCUGCUGCCUUCCCGGCCUCAUGUGCCCUGCCCACCAGUCCCUCGGAAGUAUGUCACAGCGGUAGAGGGCACACCAGGGACAACAGAGCAAGAGGGCCCCCCGCCUGAUGGCCCCCCAGAAAAACGCAUCACGGCCACUAUGGAUGACAUGUUGUCCACGAGGUCUAGCACACUGACGGAGGAGGGAGCUAAGAGUGUGGAGGCCACCAAGGAAAGCAGCAAGUUUCCAUUCGGCAUCAGCCCAGCGCAGAGCCAUCGGAACAUCAAGAUCCUAGAGGAUGAACCCCACAGUAAAGAUGAGACCCCACUGUGUACCCUUCUGGACUGGCAGGAUUCCCUUGCCAAACGCUGCAUCUGUGUCUCCAACACCAUCCGAAGCUUGUCGUUUGUGCCAGGCAACGACUUUGAGAUGUCCAAACACCCGGGGCUGCUGCUGAUCCUGGGCAAGCUGAUCCUUCUGCACCACAAGCACCCAGAACGGAAGCAGGCACCACUAACUUAUGAGAAGGAGGAGGAGCAGGACCAAGGGGUGAGCUGCAACAAAGUGGAGUGGUGGUGGGACUGCUUGGAGAUGCUUCGGGAAAACACCUUGGUCACGCUUGCCAACAUCUCGGGGCAGUUGGACCUCUCCCCGUACCCCGAGAGCAUUUGCCUGCCUGUCCUGGACGGACUCCUGCACUGGGCAGUCUGCCCUUCAGCUGAAGCCCAGGACCCCUUCUCCACCCUGGGCCCCAACGCCGUCCUCUCCCCCCAGAGACUGGUCUUGGAAACCCUCAGCAAACUCAGCAUCCAGGACAACAAUGUGGACCUGAUCCUGGCCACGCCCCCCUUCAGCCGCCUGGAGAAGUUGUAUAGCACCAUGGUGCGCUUCCUCAGUGACCGAAAGAACCCCGUGUGCCGGGAGAUGGCUGUAGUACUGCUGGCCAACCUGGCACAGGGCGACAGCCUGGCAGCCCGUGCCAUUGCAGUGCAGAAGGGCAGCAUCGGCAACCUCCUGGGCUUCCUGGAGGACAGCCUUGCUGCCACACAGUUCCAGCAGAGCCAGGCCAGCCUGCUCCACAUGCAGAACCCGCCCUUUGAGCCAACUAGUGUGGACAUGAUGCGACGGGCUGCCCGUGCGCUGCUGGCCCUGGCCAAGGUGGACGAGAACCACUCGGAGUUCACGCUGUAUGAGUCACGGCUGUUGGACAUCUCGGUAUCACCGUUGAUGAACUCAUUGGUUUCACAAGUCAUUUGUGAUGUACUGUUUUUGAUUGGCCAGUCAUGA